Serinus canaria (Common canary) is the source of this 1388-nucleotide messenger RNA. It is a transcript of the gene METTL26, whose product is annotated as methyltransferase like 26. The coding region runs from base 353 to 985 and encodes 210 amino acids. NCBI's taxonomy places the organism in Eukaryota, Metazoa, Chordata, Aves, Passeriformes, Fringillidae. The record is from RefSeq and is a predicted model, not a curated record. The transcript is spliced from 5 exons.
UCCAACUCCCAAACAACCCAUGCUCCCCAGCUCAGGACUUUAUUUUUCCCAGAAAACUCCCAAAAUCCAGCUUUACACUGCAGAAAAAAAAUAAGCCUGGUGGGGAGGUGCUGGAACCAGCCCCUGUCAAGGAGUUUGGUGCUGCCCACCCAGCAACACUCAUCACGCUGGGUAAAAAUUAUCUCCAGGCUGAGAGGAUGUAGAAGCUGAGACCUAGGUGAUGAAUGUGCCAAAAAGGUUGUAAAUAAUACCAAAAUCAGGAGGUGCUGGUGCAGUGGUGCCAGUGGGGUUCUCCACAAGGGCAGAGUGCUCCAAACUUGGUGAGGUUGGGCCCUGUGGGCUCUGCAUCCACAUGCUGCUGGUUGUCCAGUUGCUUCCCGUUCUCCAUCUGGCAGUUGGAAGCAAAGGGCUGGGCAAGGAGCCCCCAGGCUGUGCUGCACCCACAUCCCUGUGUGGGUGUUUCUCCAGUUCUGGGAGUCUGUGCAGGGCUUUGUCCCUGCUUGCAGCAGCUGCUGGGGGCUGCACGGGGCACCCAGCUGGGCUUGAGCUGGGGUUUGGUGCCCACAGCAUUGCUGCCUACGUGGAGGCCACGGGGGUGCCCAACCUGCUGCCCCCCAUCCUGCUGGACGUGUCCCAGGGCUGGGAGACCUGGGGAGGCACCCAGCCCUCCACCCUGGACCUCCUCGUCAGCAUCAACAUGAUGCAUAUUGCAGAGCUGCGCUGCACCGAGGGCCUGUUCAGGGGUGCCGGGGUGCUGCUGAAGCCCGGAGGUGUGCUCUUCACCUACGGGCCCUAUGCCGUGGACGGCCAGAUCAGCCCCCAGAGCAACGUGGACUUUGACCGCAGCCUGAGGCAGAGCAAUCCCGCCUGGGGGUUGCGGGACACGGCGCUGCUGCGGGAGCUGGCCGAGGCCAAUGGGCUGUGCCUGGAGAGGAUGGUGGACAUGCCGGCCAACAACAAGAGCCUGAUCUUCCGCAAGCUGUAACCUGCCCUGACGGCACUUCCAGCGCCUCCCGGCACUGCUGUCUCCAUGACGCCUCCUGCAAGGUGUCACUGUCCCACCGUGGCUGCCACUGCGGCUGGGGACAGCAGUGAUGGGACAGAGCCCCGCUCACCCAGCUGGGGCUGACUUGGCUGGGCAGGGUCCAUCUCCCCUGGUGCCUUUGGGGCUCCCUUUGCAGUGGGGUGCCCCAGGCUGGGCCACAAGACCCAGCACAGCUGCCACGGGGGAGCACAGAUGUGGGGGGGGACGACAAUACCCCUGGCAUGGGGGAGACUCCUUGCUCCAUUUCCUCGGAGGCUGCUAUGCCAAUGGUGUCUCCCUUCCCCCUUUCCUCAGGAUUGUGCUGUUGCCCCCCCCAAUAAACUCUGUGGCUUUGCCCCCCACA